AUGAUGGAUUCGAUGGACUUUCACAGAAUAAUGGCUUUCGUGUAUUUACCGACUAUUCUGAUUGGGCUUCUUGGUAAUUUACUAUCACUUUACGCAUACAGUCGUAAAAAUAGAAAAUCCAUGGUCGGUUUCCUGCUGUACUCACUGUCCGUCUCUGACAUCUUCCUGCUAGUCUUCGCUCUUCCACUUUUCAGCAUCAUGUAUCUACCCAUUUGGACUGACGAGCAGAGAAGUUUCGUCGUCGCGUACACUGCUAAAUAUGUAUAUCCGUUGUGUAUGAUGGCAAAAACAUGCAGUCUUUAUAUUAUGGUAUUGAUUACUAUUGAGCGAUGGAUUGCUGUUUGUCGACCACUUGAGGUCCAAAUCUGGUGUCGAUACACCACAUCAUCAUACUCCAUCGCCGCCAUCAUCACUUUCGCAGUGGUUCUGAAUUUUGCUCGAUUCUUUGAAUUUGAAAUUGAAUACAUCGAUGGUUUGGCAUUCUUCAGACGGGAUCUUCUGGAUUCUGAGAAACAUUGGUGGUACUUCAUGUUUUAUUUCAUCAUCAUUUCUAUUAUAUUCGAUUAUCUCGUUCCAUUUGUGAUCAUGUUUGUUGCGAAUAUGUUGAUUAUCAGCGAGCUGAGAAGAACGAAAAAGGAAAGAAGUUUGAUGACAAUUCAACAACAAAAAGAGCAAAAUACGACAGUAAUGCUUCUGGUUAUCACAAUUUUCUUUGGAUUCUGCCACUUCUUCUCAAUGGCCCUAAAGCUUGCGGAGAGUUUUGUUGGAAAGUUUCUAACAAUUCAGAAUAUUUAUCUAGAAAUGCUUGGAGAAAUUUUUAACUACCUCAUUAUCAUUCACACCGCCUCAACAUUUUUCAUCUAUUACAUGUUUUCGGAGAAGUUCCGGCAAAUAAUCAAAGGAAUUUGGAAGCCCGAUCAAUACCGACACGGUAGCCUUCCUGAUGGAACUCUGAACAUUACUGACAGUAAAAAGCGAAAGAUCAACCGGCACGGAAGCAGCACAAAAAUCAUGUACCAUACAGAAGCCACAAUCAUCCAUAAGCCAGCAUCUUUGAAGACUCGAUAUUCAAGAAUUUCUUCCGAAUAACUCUAAAAUUUAAAACAAAAAAAUAUCCAAACAUUACGUGUCAUUCAGAUCAUACCAAACUUCAAUACGAUCUUCGGCUUUUCUUGUUGUAUUUUUUUGUUCAUUAGAGAACUCAAACCCCCCAAGGUAUUUUGCAUGUAUUACGAGGAGACAGCGGGUGUAUGAUGUUUUACAAAAAUCAAUAAAAAUUUUUGAAAAGUG
Molecule: messenger RNA, 1290 nt
Organism: Caenorhabditis elegans
Lineage: Eukaryota; Metazoa; Nematoda; Chromadorea; Rhabditida; Rhabditidae
Gene: frpr-4
Product: G-protein coupled receptors family 1 profile domain-containing protein
Exons: 7
Coding region: 1-1089 (362 amino acids)
Biological process (GO): G protein-coupled receptor signaling pathway; signal transduction
Cellular component (GO): membrane
Molecular function (GO): G protein-coupled receptor activity
Source: RefSeq, marked reviewed